This is a messenger RNA of Naegleria fowleri, 465 nucleotides long. RefSeq lists its product as uncharacterized. The record is from RefSeq and is a predicted model, not a curated record. Lineage: Eukaryota; Heterolobosea; Eutetramitea; Acrasida; Naegleriidae. The transcript has 2 exons. The coding region runs from base 1 to 465 and encodes 154 amino acids.
AUGGCCAUCCUGAAACCCUACACAUUUGCCUCGGGUCUCUUUUGUGGACUCACCACUGGAUUGCAUCUCAUUUGGGGAGGUCAUGAUGUCGUUCGGCCAUUUCUAAAACUUCAUGAACAAGAUCCCAACACACUGAACGAAGAAGUGACUUUCAUUCUUCAUGCGUGUUGGCAUAUCGUUUCUCUCUCAUUGGCCACCACAUCGGCCAUUCAAAUUUCAUAUGGCCUCGGAAGACCUUACUUGAUUGGCAACUCCUUCAUCAAAGUCACUCCAGAACUCGUGAAUUUCAUCAACACAUUCAAUGGGUUAGAAGGUUGUAUUGUAUUGGCGUGCAGUUUUUUCGGGAAAGUCCAUGAGGAAGAAAUGAAAAAGAGAAGAUUUGAGAAGAAAUGGUUGCACUUGUUGUUCCGAUUACCUCAAUGGGCCUUGUUUUUCAUUAUUGCUGGUCUUCCUUUGCUUGAUUAA